GUGUGCGCGUAUGUGUGUGAGUGUGUGUCUGUGCGCGAGUGAGAGAGCGGGCGAGCGUGGCGAGCAGGACCCGGCGGGCGCGCUCCCCCAGCCUCUCUCUCUCUCUCUCUCUCUCUCUCUCUCUCUCCCCCCUCUCUCUCCCUCCCCGCCAGAACCAUGUCGGGCAGGUCGGUUCGAGCCGAGACCAGGAGCCGGGCCAAAGAUGAUAUCAAGAGGGUCAUGGCGGCUAUCGAGAAAGUGCGCAAAUGGGAGAAGAAAUGGGUGACCGUUGGUGACACAUCUCUACGAAUCUACAAGUGGGUCCCUGUGACGGAGCCGAAAGUUGAUGACAAAAGCAAGAAUAAGAAGAAAGGCAAGGACGAGAAGUGUGGCUCAGAAGUGACCACCCCAGAGAACAGCUCCUCCCCAGGGAUGGUGGACAUGCACGAUGAUAACAGCAACCAGAGCUCCAUAGCAGACGCCUCUCCCAUCAAACAGGAGAACAGCAGCAACUCCAGCCCUGCUCCAGAGCCCAACGCACCUGUGCCCAGUGAUGGCACCGAAGCCAAGGCUGACGAGGCACAGGCCGAUGGAAAAGAGCAAGCUGGAGCUGAAGAUGCUUCUGACGAGCAGAAUUCACAGUCUUCGAUGGAAAACUCAGUGAACAGCUCAGAAAAAGUGGAACGGCAGCCAUCUGUGGAGUCGGGCUUGGCAGCCGAACCUUCAGCAGCCUCUCAGGACUUGGAAGGAGCACCGCCCUCUAAAAAGAUGAAGCUGGAAGCCUUGCAACAGAACUCUGAAGAGAUGUAGAUGGCCAGUGGAACUCUUUGGUCCAUGUGUCAUGGCAGGUACAUCAGCAGGCUUAAUUCUAGACCGUUGCCCAAGCGGUUCCUCUUGGGUGCGAACAGAACUAACGUUUCAAGUUUACUAAGUGCAAAUCCAAGAAAAAAAAACAAAAACAAACAAACAAGAAAAAAACCUAGAGCGGCGGAACUUCUCAGACACUGACGAUCUCUGUCUGCUGUGAAGCGAAAAACUCGAACCUUCAAGUGACUGUCCUUGGGGAGGUGGGUGGACAGCUCAGGAGUGUCUGCACACUGUCUCGGAAGCCAAGAUUACAUUUGUGUUGCUGCUGUAUCCCCCCACCCCCACUCCCACCCCCUCCUGCCCCACUUCUCUAUUUAAUGAUAUAAGCUAUUUGAGGGUGGUGCCAAUCAGGAAUUUGCUUUUCAUAGGGGCUUUUGACUCUUCAACCAAUUCCUUCCGCUUUCUUUUUUUGUGCCUUGUACCCUAGAGGUGACCUCUGGCAUGCAUCCUGGUUUUCUGCAUCUCUCAUGGCAAACCGCUCACUUGUUUUGGUUGGCUGCUGCCCGCUUCCUGCCUCAAGACUGCUUCAGAGCUGGCAGGGCACAGCAGGCAGGAGAUUAGGCACCUUCCAGUGGCCCCUGGUUCAAGUGGGCAGUGUUUGGGCACACCCUGAGCCCCAACUUCCAGGGCCCCUUGGGCUGCACAUGUCAACCCCAUUUCCCAAGGGCUAGCCUCCUUGGUUCAGGGCAUGCCCUCACCUCCUGGGGCCGUGGAGGCUAGGGGUUGGCAAGCCACAGAAGCCCAGAUCGACAUGCAAAGCCUUUAGCUUCUUCUGGCACUUCUGCCCUCUCUGCCCCUACGAUAGCCACCACUGGCACUGCUCCCUCCAGGCCCUCCGAAGACAAAACGACUGACUGCGAGCUAGUCUCCUGAGGGUAGUACAGGGCUGCGGAGGUUAGGAGCAGGCAGUGGGGAUAGCUGGUGCUGAACUCUCCAUUGGGACAUAGCUUGGAUUUCAAAUCCAUGGAAACCUGCUGCCCUUUGUCCCUGCCCCCCCUCACCCCCAAAAAAAAUCCCAGGCGAGAUGCUUCUGGCAUCAUGUCCUGACUCUCAGAGGCAACAGGUGGAUGGAGCCUCAUUCCCAGCACGUGCUGUCGGUCUCCACUGGGGAGCAGACCCGAAUGAUUGGGCCUCAAAGGCCAGAAACAAGGCACCGAAGGAACUGGGAAGAUUUGCACACCCCCCAGAGAGGAGCCACCAAGGCUCCCCCUUCCCCUGCUCUUGCACGGAGACAGCUUUCUGUCACUCGGUGGAGACCCCGCCCCCUCGGACGGACUGCCCAACUGUUGAGUUCUGAGGCCUGGUUUGCUCUUAAUUCCUCCUCUACAGGACCCCUCAGACCUUAAAGCUUCCCCUACGCUUUCUUACUGCACUGGAGUUCUAACUCCCUAUGAGUUGUUUGUUGGGGGGGGCGGGGUGUUUUUUGUUUUUGUUUUGUUUUGUUUGCUAACUGGUGCAUAUUCAGGUACCUCCUUUUGACGUGUGGAUCUUUCUCCUGAACACCAUGAGAAGUGUCUGCCAGGCUCCAUUUUCUAAGAGUUUAUGAGGGGACAGCUCCUCUUUCUUCUUUUGCUUUCAAGGGAGCUGUCUAUUUCCUGUACUUCAAGAAGAAUCAAAAUGUUCCUGAAUUUUAAAUACCUCAUGCAAAAAAUAUCUCCUGAAAUAAGGGAAGAAAAAAAAAAACUUUGAAAAUCUUAAUGUUGAAGUUAGCAAUGCUAAAAUGUUUCUGUCUUUAAAAUUUUAUUUUUUUUUUGUACUUAGCGAUUUUGCCCCUCAGGCAGUCAGUUCUGUAAGGAACUGUGUUCUGCAUCUUUGCUGGAAAGCAGCUAGAUGUAUGACCUCCAACCUAUCUCAAGGUCAAGGCGGCUUUACCUCCAGAUUCUAGAGUUAGGGCAACAUUUUUCUUUUGCAGCAAAGCUCCAUGUCGGUGAAAGAUGAAUUUGGAUAUUUAUCUCUUUUUCUGGGAAACGAGAGGUUACCACGUAAACAGCUGAGGGAGAACCCAACACCUUCAUCCACAGAGCCGGCAGGGCGGCCAGGCCGCCUGCACCUCUUCUGGCCACUGCAGCCUCCUCGGACAGUCAGGAGGAGCUGACACAGUCAAGGAUGGAGACAACAGUGAGGUCCACGGUACCAAGGCUGUCAUUAGUUUUUCUCUGAAGUGCCUGAAGGUAGGAAUGGGCCGUUGAUGAAGACCAUUCGGACGCUCCCCAACGGCCACGCCAGGCAAAGAGCCAGCAGCCCUGCACUCCACGCUGGCCAGGAAAGCCUUCCAUGCGGAGCGGUCAGACUGCAAAAUCCAAUGUGCUUCCUUCCCUGCCACGGUCCUCUCUCUGGAGCCCGGUGGUCCCACCCCUGAACCCCUCACCCUCAUCCCCACCACUAAAUCUAAGACCUUUCAUCUGGCCGAGCCAGGGGCAGGGGAUCCUAAGCAAAUGCCUUCCGUGGACAUCAGGCCCCAUGGCCUAAAGGGCUCCCAGGGCAAAGUUCCCCCAGAACUUGAAGCUGGGGGAAUGGCGGCUACACAUUCCACAAAGUGCGGGCACUUACACCCACAUCCCGGAAGGCUGUAUAGACCGAUUCUUAGAGGGUGGGGACUGCCUGUCAUCAGACCGUGUCAUGGUUUGGAAUGUUAAGUAUUGCCGAGGACCUGGUUAGAGGUAUAAAGACCUUUUUUUCACUGUUACCUAAUUUUUUUUUUCCUCUUACAAUUUUUUUUUUUGGUGUGUUGUACAGCAGUAUAAUUUUUCACUUAUUUAUUCCAUCAGUAGAUAUUGUUUGUACAAUGGUUUCAUUUCAGAAAAUAAAAAAAGUUCAGAUCAUGAGUUUGGUGGCUUAGCCCAUUGUAAUAAAGAAUAAAAUCAGGUGGAUAAUGAA
Molecule: messenger RNA, 3723 nt
Organism: Psammomys obesus (fat sand rat)
Lineage: Eukaryota; Metazoa; Chordata; Mammalia; Rodentia; Muridae
Gene: Bcl7a
Product: BAF chromatin remodeling complex subunit BCL7A
Exons: 6
Coding region: 157-789 (210 amino acids)
Source: RefSeq, a predicted model, not a curated record